UGCGCGUGUGAAAAUGGGAGACUGGAACUUCCUGGGCGGGAUCCUGGAGGAGGUGCACAUCCACUCCACCAUGGUGGGGAAGAUCUGGCUGACCAUCCUCUUCAUCUUCCGCAUGCUGGUGCUGGGCGUGGCGGCGGAGGACGUGUGGAACGACGAGCAGUCCGAGUUCGUGUGCAACACGGAGCAGCCGGGCUGCCACAACGUGUGCUACGACCGCGCCUUCCCGGUGUCGCUGGUGCGCCUGUGGGUGCUGCAGGUCAUCUUCGUGUCCUCGCCCUCGCUGGCCUACAUGGGCCACGCCCUGUACCGCCUGCGCGCGCUGGAGAAGCAGCGGCAGCGGCGGAAGGCCCAGCUGCGGCGGGAGCUGGAGGAGGCUGGCGCUGGCGCCCCGGCGGGGUUGGCAGCGGACGGCGAUGCGGGCGAGCGGCGGCGGCGGCUGGAGAGGGAGCUGCGCGCUCUGGAGCGGCGGCGGAUCGACAAGGCGCCGCUGCGCGGCUCGCUCCUGCGCUCGUACGUGGCCCACGUGCUGACCCGCUCCGCCGUGGAGGUGGGCUUCAUGCUGGGCCAGUACCUGCUCUACGGCUUCCGCCUGGAGCCGCUCUACAAGUGCGAGCGCGAGCCCUGCCCCAACGCCGUCGACUGCUUCGUGUCCCGCCCCACGGAGAAGAGCUUCUUCAUGGUGUUCAUGCAGUGCAUCGCGGGCGUCUCGCUGCUCCUCAACCUGCUGGAGAUCCUGCACCUGGCCUACGGCCGCAUGAGGACGGGCCUCCUGGACUACUACCCGCAGCUGCGCCACGAGCUGGACGACUGCUACGUGGGCCGGCCGCAGGUGAGCGUGGGCGCGCCGUCCGCCGUGGCGGGGGGGGCGGGCCACAAGACCGCCGCUGCCCCACCCGGCGCCCGCAGCCCCUCGCCGGACGAAAAGCGGAGCUCCCCCCCGCCGGGGUACCGCCCCUCUGCUUUCACGCCCGUCCACGGCGACGAAAAAGAUGGGGUGAAGGAGGCCCCGCCCAGCCCCGCCAAGGGCGACAGGAAGCCCAAAAGCGCCGGCGGCAGCGACGCGCGCUCGCCGCCCGCCAAGGAUAGUACCGCUACCUCGCCCAAGCAGGAGGCGGAGCCUGAGAAAGGCCCCGCCCACCUGCCCCCCCACGGCAAGGAGGUGGCGCCCGGGAGCCUGCAGUUGGCGGCCGGAGGGCGGAAACCGCGACGGGUGAGCGCGCCCUCGAGCUGCGCCACCCUGGUGGAGGGGAAACCCGCCACCGCGGCGUCGGCCGGCGGCCCGGGGGGCACCAGGGCUCGGCUCGGUCCCGGCCUAGCCCGGCCCGUCUCCAGGUCGGACCCCAGGGGGCCGGGCCGGUCGCGGACCCCCGAAUCGGUGGAGGAGUCGAGCUCCGAGUCCCAGCACAGCCCGCGGCGGCUCUUUCCCGCCCACAGGACGUCGCUAGCGAGCUGCGCUAGCAGCAGGUGGGCCGCCACUGACCUGCGCAUCUGAGCGCUUACACACCUUUACCUCCGCUAUCGCCCUCACCUCCAGGCCACAGGGGGUCGCUAGCGAGCUGCGCUAGCAGCAGGUGGGCCGCCACUGACCUGCGCAUCUGAGCGCUUACACACCUUUACCUCCGCUAUCGCCCUCACCUCCAGGCCACAGGGGGUCGCUAGCGAGCUGCGCUAGCAGCAGGUGGGCCGCCACUGACCUGCGCAUCUGAGCGUUUACACACCUUUACCUCCGCUAUCGCCCUCACCUCCAGGCCACAGGAGGUCGCUAGCGAGCUGCGCGAGCAGCAGGUGGGCCGCCACUGACCUGCGCAUCUGAGCGCUUACACACCUUUACCUCCGCUAUCGCCCUCACCUCCAGGCCACAGGGGGUCGCUAGCGAGCUGCGCUAGCAGCAGGUGGGCCGCCACUGACCUGCGCAUCUGAGCGCUUACACACCUUUACUUCCGCUAUCGCCCUCACCUCCAGGCCACAGGAGGUCGCUAGCGAGCUGCGCUAGCAGCAGGUGGGCCGCCACUGACCUGCGCAUCUGAGCGCUUACACACCUUUA
This is a messenger RNA of Anguilla anguilla (European eel), 2044 nucleotides long. RefSeq names its product connexin 55.5 (gene gja9a). Bases 14 to 1492 code for a protein of 492 amino acids. Gene Ontology annotation, biological process: cell communication. The transcript has a single exon. The record is from RefSeq and is a predicted model, not a curated record. Gene Ontology annotation, cellular component: connexin complex. NCBI's taxonomy places the organism in Eukaryota, Metazoa, Chordata, Actinopteri, Anguilliformes, Anguillidae.